AAAUAGCAUUCUAAUUAGUAACUUUUCAGAAUUGAUCCAAAAAAUAUAUAUUCAGUACACGUCCCAUUCUCUAGACAAAGCUAAUUUUUUUUAAAACUUACUUAAAAUAUUUGUAGCUAUUUAUUUGGGAAGGUAUGACCAACUGAGCAAACAUUUCCGCUUAAAUCUGAGUCGUUGCUCUAUUACUACUGCCUGUUAAGCAUGGCGAGUUUGGUGGAGGUUUCAUCUGCUGCUCACUUUGGGGAGCUGCUUCAGAAAAGCGGCAAGUCCCUUGCAGUGGUACACUUUUGGGCACCAUGGGCUCCCCAGUGUAAUCAGAUGAAUGAAGUAAUGGCCGAAUUAGCCAAGGAAUAUUCCCAAGUUACAUUCCUGAAGCUGGAAGCUGAGGCAGUACCUGAAGUGUCUGAGAAAUAUGAAAUAACUUCUGUUCCCACAUUUCUGUUCUUUAAGAAUGCUCAGAAGAUUGAUAGGUUGGAUGGUGCUCACGCUCCAGAAUUAACCAAGAAAGUUCAGCAUCAUGCUUCCAGUUCAGUACAAGUAGGUGCUGUUGAUGCAAACAAAGAAGACCUAAGUGUACGUUUGAAGAAACUGAUUAAUGCUGCACCUUGCAUGCUUUUUAUGAAAGGAUCAUCUCAGGAACCCCGCUGUGGUUUCAGCAGACAGAUUGUGGACCUUCUUAAUCGACAUAGUGUGCAGUUCAGCAGUUUUGACAUUCUUUCUGAUGAAGAAGUGCGUCAGGGACUGAAGACUUAUUCCAACUGGCCAACCUAUCCUCAGUUAUAUGUUAAUGGAGAACUGAUUGGGGGGCUCGAUAUUGUAAAGGAGCUUGCAGCAUCUGGAGAACUGGACAGUAUUUGCCCUAAGGCACAAAAGCUAGAAGAUAGGCUUAAAUCUCUUAUAAAUAAAGCACCGGUGAUGCUGUUUAUGAAGGGUAACAAGCAGAUGGCAAAAUGUGGAUUCAGCAGACAGAUACUAGCAAUCAUGAAUGAGUGUGGUGUUGAAUUUGAGAGUUUUGAUAUACUGGAAGAUGAAGAAGUUCGGCAGGGAUUAAAAACAUAUUCCAAUUGGCCAACAUACCCUCAGCUAUAUGUAAAAGGUGAACUUGUUGGAGGGAUUGAUAUUGUUAAGGAGCUGAAAGAAAAUGGUGAACUACUAUCUGUCUUGAAGGGAGAAAAUUAAUGUUCAAAGUCAUCUAUGCCCAGAUAGUAGACUAAUUAGUUUCUUGUGUAUAAAUUUGCAGUAGCUAUAUAAUACUAAGCCAUAUGUUGCAUUUAUUUGAAUUAAAAACACAUUUUUAAAACUA
Messenger RNA from Protopterus annectens (West African lungfish), 1303 nucleotides. It is a transcript of the gene GLRX3, whose product is annotated as glutaredoxin 3. Bases 202 to 1179 code for a protein of 325 amino acids. The record is from RefSeq and is a predicted model, not a curated record. The transcript has 11 exons. Lineage: Eukaryota; Metazoa; Chordata; Ceratodontiformes; Protopteridae.